UAUAAGUCCUUCUUUGCUAUUCAUCACUUGUAAUUCUCUCUUAAAAAAAUCUGCAUUUUCUUGAAAAUGAGAAAAAGAGUUGUUGCCAUGAAAAUUUGUGAUUAUUCUUUAUUGGCUUGUCUUGUGGUUACUUUUUUUAUAAGUCGUUUUGGUGAAGCAAGAGAGUUUGAUGUUGAUGGAAAAGAAAAUUCAUGGAAGAUACCUUCUUCACCUGAUGAAUUUAAUAAGUGGGCUGAGAAAACUCGUUUUCAGAUUGGAGAUUAUAUUGUUUUGACAUAUGAUCCAAACUCAGACUCAGUACUACAAGUGAAUGAAGAAGACUACAACACUUGCAACAAGGCCCAACCCAUAAAAUCAUAUCAAGAUGGUGAAACCAAGAUUUUGCUUGACAAUUCAGGCCCAUUUUUCUUCAUAAGUGGAGCAAAUGGACAUUGUGAAAAUGGCCAAAAACUUGAAGUUAAAGUUUUGUCACCUCAACAUAGUUUACCAAAGGAUCAUUCUCCGGCGUCGGCUCCGGUGGAUUCUCCGGUGAAAUUCCUCCCUCCGGCACCGUCUCCGGCAAGUGGAAGUGGUGGCCUAAAAGUUGGGAUCAUUGAAGGGUUCAUUGUUAUGUUUGCAACUUUUGUUGUUCUUGCAUUUAUUUAGUCUUAGUUUUAAAUUUUAGGUUUUUUUUUUUUUUUUUUAACAUGACUUGUUUUUGAAAAUUAUGUUGGUAGUUGUUUAUUAUUAGUAGUAUUUCUUUUGUGGUUUUUGGUUAUCUUUGGCACAUUAUUGGAGACAUUAGCUUUUUGUGCAAUCUUGUUUUUUAUUUCCAACA
Molecule: messenger RNA, 817 nt
Organism: Lycium ferocissimum
Lineage: Eukaryota; Viridiplantae; Streptophyta; Magnoliopsida; Solanales; Solanaceae
Product: early nodulin-like protein 14
Exons: 2
Coding region: 67-645 (192 amino acids)
Cellular component (GO): plasma membrane
Molecular function (GO): electron transfer activity
Source: RefSeq, a predicted model, not a curated record